Molecule: messenger RNA, 207 nt
Organism: Penicillium daleae
Lineage: Eukaryota; Fungi; Ascomycota; Eurotiomycetes; Eurotiales; Aspergillaceae
Exons: 1
Coding region: 1-207 (68 amino acids)
Source: RefSeq, a predicted model, not a curated record
AUGUCCGUGACGUAUCUCGUCCCGCCAGAGACGCCCGGGAUUCCUCGUGAUAUCCCAACGCCAAUGCCACUCCCGGUUCGCUUUGAGGAUUGCAGAAAGCGAAAGGCCGAUGUGGACUGGGAGUAUGGCAUUGGCUGGGUCGAGGAAGAGAUGGAGAAGCGGGCGGCCGCCGAUAUCGUCAAGCGUAGGAAGGUGAUGACCCCGUGA